Messenger RNA from Leucoraja erinaceus (little skate), 1540 nucleotides. Its product is annotated as mesoderm posterior protein 2-like. The transcript has a single exon. Gene Ontology annotation, molecular function: protein dimerization activity; RNA polymerase II cis-regulatory region sequence-specific DNA binding; DNA-binding transcription factor activity, RNA polymerase II-specific. NCBI's taxonomy places the organism in Eukaryota, Metazoa, Chordata, Chondrichthyes, Rajiformes, Rajidae. Gene Ontology annotation, biological process: heart morphogenesis; regulation of transcription by RNA polymerase II; somite rostral/caudal axis specification. The record is from RefSeq and is a predicted model, not a curated record. Gene Ontology annotation, cellular component: nucleus. Bases 355 to 1074 code for a protein of 239 amino acids.
ACUCUGCGUAAAAGUUUAUACCAACUCUACUUAAACAAAAAUGUUGGAGGAGCAAUCAAAAUGAUUUGGACCAAACGUUUUUUUUUCGCCUGGUGUAAAAGCCGACACUUUCCCCGUUGCCACCUCGAGCCUCCACUCCCUGGGCUGACGGUGUCAGGAGGCAGCCUUUGAUGUGGAGGUGGUGUGUGUAAAAGUGUUACUUCACCAGCAGUGAGCACAGAAUAAAAGGGGGACAGAGAUGCAGCUUUAACUUCAGAAGGAUCAGCGACUUUACUGGCAGGUCAGUCAGUGUGUGUGGCAAACAAGCAGCCUGUGUCAGGAGUUAAACGAAAGUAUCUACUGCAGAAAGCAAGAAUGGAGAUGGCGAAUCCACAGUGUCAAGAGUUCCUGACGUUCCCAGAUGAUCUUGCUGGGUUUUCUCAGUGGCAGACGGCCACUGCAGAGAUGGACAGUGAAGCUUUAUCCUACUGGAAUUGUUGGUCUUCUGGAUCGGAUUCCAGUGGGGUGUCUGACUGGACUCCGUUCAGCUCCGAAACUGACAGCUUCACCGACUCGACCUCCCUCAGUCUCUCUCCAAUCUCCUCGGCCGGCUCCUGCAGAUUGUCCCCUCCGCUCGCCCCUUGCCCAGCCGCUCGGGAGCUCUACUCGGGCACGGGACCCCCGUCCCCGGGGGAUGUCCGAGGGGCAGCCGGCCGGAGGAGCAGGAAGGGCCGGUGCCACUACCCGGGGAAGCAGAGGCAGAGCGCUAGCGAGAGGGAGAAGCUGCGGAUGAGGGGCCUGGCCAAAGCCCUCCACAACCUGCGGACCUACCUCCCCCCGUCCGUGGCCCCGGCUGCCCAGAGCCUGACCAAGCUGGAGACCCUGCGGCUGACCAUCCGCUACAUCGCCCAUCUGACGGACGUGCUGGCCCUGGGCGAGCAGAUGCCCACGGGGGGCCCACAGGGCUGGUGCCCCAACGACCAGGGACCCCCAGCCCAGUGCCCGGUCUAUCUGGGGGACAGUGAGCUGGCAGCCGCCUUCCAGAACAUCAGCCACGGGCAGGUAGGUCAACCAUCUCAUAGAGUCAUAGAGUGAUACAGUGUGGAAACAGGGCCAUUGCCCACACCGGUCCCACCUUCCUGCGCUUGGUCCAUAUCCCUCCAAACCUGUCCUAUCCAUCUCCCUGCCUUCAAUCCUGGAGGUUUUUACAUACAAUUACUGACCCAAACUAAACCUCUAUCCGUGGUAAACAGGAGCAAUGACAGCAGCUGGGGAGAUCAGCGAUGGGAGGAGGAUUAGAAGGUAGAUGAAGGGGGAAAUGUUUGUACCUAGAGAUAGCUAGGUUGGCCAAGAUAGCCCGGCCUGCAACUCGUUGUCCAAGAGGGUGUUGAAGUCUAGCGGUAGAGUUGCUGCCUCACAGCGCCAGAGACCCGGGUUCGAUCCUGACCACGGGUGCUGUCAGUGCAGAGUUUGUACGUUCUCCCUGUAACCACGGGGAUUUUCUCUGCGUGCUCCGGUUUCCUCCCACAUUCCAAAGAUGUACAGAUUUGUAGGUUAAUUG